AUGUCUACUACCGAAGUUGAAAAUAUCACUAGCCAAGUUGAAAAUAUGGAUAUUCAAGAAAAGACCCCAAUUGAUCCAGAAACCACUAUUUUCAUUGGAAACGUGGCUCAUGAAUGUACUGAAGAUGAUUUGAAAAAAAUCUUCCAAGGGGAAUUCGGUGACGUGGAAGUUGAUAUGCCAAAGAAAGAAAACAGAGAAGGUCAUAUUCCUGCCAGUAAGCAUGCCUUUGUCAUAUUCCCACAAAAGAUUGAUUUCGUAGCCAUCAAGGAAAAAUACGAUUUAACUAGUAUUAACGAUAGAGAAAUUCAUAUCAAGAGAGCAAAGACUCCAUCUACAUUACGUGCUCUGGCAGAAAGAAGAUACGGCGGUAGAGGUAAUUUCCGUGGUAGACAAGUCGGUAGCAGGGGUAACUUCCGUGGUUCGAGAGGCGGUUUCCGCGGUGGUAGAGGUGGUUUCAGAGGUGGUUUCCAAAGCAGCCAAAGAAGAGAAAAAGUUCCAUUGGAUCAAAUGGAAAAAUCUAAGGACACCAUCUACGUCAAUAAUGUCCCAUUUGAUUCUACCAAAGAACAAUUGGCCGAAUUCUUCGGUGUUUCUGUGGAGUCCGUCGUCUUACCAAUGAGAAGAUUAAGAAAUUUCAGAACUGGUAGAAGUUUCCCAUCUGAUAGACACAACAGAGGUAUCGCUUUUAUCACAUUUGAGGAAUUCACUGGUGAUAUCGUGGCCAAGGCUGAAGAAUUGAAUGGUAAGAAAUUAGGUGAAAGAGCUUUGGUCGUUGAUGUUGCAGCUGUCAAGCCUGAACAUGAAGAAGCUGAAGAAUCCGAAGAUGAAACUCAUGCAGAAUAA
Molecule: messenger RNA, 843 nt
Organism: Kazachstania africana CBS 2517
Lineage: Eukaryota; Fungi; Ascomycota; Saccharomycetes; Saccharomycetales; Saccharomycetaceae
Gene: SBP1
Product: Sbp1p
Exons: 1
Coding region: 1-843 (280 amino acids)
Cellular component (GO): cytoplasm; ribonucleoprotein complex; nucleus
Molecular function (GO): mRNA binding
Source: RefSeq, a predicted model, not a curated record